AAUGAAGGGCACGCGCACGCUCUAAGGAAAUUCGUCACGACUGCUCGGAGCCGUCAUCAACCAGCCGAAGGUGCAACAUCAACUACAGAAAAAACGCACAGAAAAUAAUAUUUUUGUAGAAAUGAGUGUAAACGGCGAAUGGCGCUCAUCUAAAGUCAGUACUGGGACAACCAUAAUUGCAGUAACAUAUGACGGGGGAGUGGUGAUCGGGUCUGAUUCACGAGCUUCCAUGGGAGGAGAAUAUGUAUCCUCAAGGGUGAUCAACAAAGUUGUUCAGGUUCAUGACAAGAUAUUUUGCUGUAUGGCUGGAUCACUGGCUGAUGCUCAGGCGGUCACAAAUGCUGUCAUCCAUCAGCUCAGCUUUCACAGCAUGCAGAUGGGGGAACCCCCAUUGGUCCAAUCUGCUGCAUCCAUUAUGAGGAGCUUUUGCUAUAACCAUCGAGAUGAACUCAGUGCUGGUUUUAUUGUGGCUGGCUGGGACAGCAAGAGGGGCCCUCAGGUGUUUCAAGUGUCUCUUGGAGGUAUGGUUUUGGAACAAGAGUUCACUAUUGCUGGGUCUGGCAGCACUUACAUCUAUGGAUAUGUGGAUGCCAAGUUCAAGCCUGGAAUGACAAGAGAAGAGUGUCUCACUUUUACAACUAAUGCUCUAUCUUUAGCUAUGGACAGGGACAAUGUAAGUGGUGGAGUUGUGCAUCUUGCCAUUGUGACGGAGAAGGAAGCAGAAAAGCAGUUGAUUCCUGGCAACAAACUGCCUGUGAUACAGAGUUUGGAAUAAGUGGCAACGUGUUUAGCAUUGUAUUAGUUGUUUCAUCUGUUUGUAUUCCAAUGAAUUUGCAUUGUAAAAGAAAGAAUUAAAAACUGUUGUCAUUUCACUUUGAGCAUUACCUUUUGUGCAAACAUGCUUUGCAGAAACAUUUGUUGUUAUUUGAAAAUAAACCCAAAUUAGAGGCAAAAU
Triplophysa rosa is the source of this 955-nucleotide messenger RNA. It is a transcript of the gene psmb12, whose product is annotated as proteasome 20S subunit beta 12. Lineage: Eukaryota; Metazoa; Chordata; Actinopteri; Cypriniformes; Nemacheilidae. The coding region runs from base 122 to 775 and encodes 217 amino acids. Gene Ontology annotation, molecular function: threonine-type endopeptidase activity. The record is from RefSeq and is a predicted model, not a curated record. Gene Ontology annotation, cellular component: proteasome core complex. The transcript is spliced from 6 exons.